Gambusia affinis (western mosquitofish) is the source of this 3199-nucleotide messenger RNA. RefSeq names its product HDGF like 2 (gene hdgfl2). Gene Ontology annotation, biological process: regulation of transcription by RNA polymerase II. The record is from RefSeq and is a predicted model, not a curated record. Gene Ontology annotation, cellular component: nucleus. Gene Ontology annotation, molecular function: double-stranded DNA binding; transcription coregulator activity. Lineage: Eukaryota; Metazoa; Chordata; Actinopteri; Cyprinodontiformes; Poeciliidae. Bases 208 to 2196 code for a protein of 662 amino acids. The transcript has 16 exons.
GAAGUACCUGCUACACUCCUUCUCUACUGUUCUCGGAGUCUCUUCUCGCGUUAACGCCGUGCUUGGUUAGAAUGCAGCUAGCUCGUUAGUUGACUCCAUCGUUUCCAGGUUUCAUGUCAACCUGAAAACAUUAGACCAAGAGAGACACAAACAGCAAAUUGACAGCCGAACGCUUUUAAAACCCAGGUUGCACGGAGAGGUGGGACAAUGCCACACAACUUCCAGGCCGGAGACCUGGUCUUCGCUAAAAUGAAGGGAUACCCCCACUGGCCAGCUAGGAUUGAAGAUGUGGCUGAUGGAGCUGUGAAACCACCACCUAAUAAAAUCCCUAUUUUCUUCUUUGGGACCCAUGAAACAGCAUUCCUUGCAGCAAAAGACCUUUUCCCAUAUGAAAAGUACAGAGAGCGCUACGGCAAGCCCAACAAAAGGAAGGGAUUCAAUGAAGGUUUAUGGGAGAUCCAGAACAAUCCACAUGCCUCCUACAGUGCUCCACCUGCACAGGCUAGCUCAUCUGAUAGUGAGGGGAAUGAAGCAGCAGCAGGAGGAGAAGGAGGGGGAAGUGACGAAGAGGAUGACGACGAAGACGCUCCAGUUGCUCAAAAAGCCGACUCCGGCAGCGAGGACGAGUCAGAUUCUGGGAGUGACGACAGAGGGAGGGGAGGUGGGAUAAAGCGAAAGGCACAGACUCCCAAGCGGCCUCCUCCUCCAAAAAAAGCGCGAGGCUCCUCCAGCGACAGAGACGAAGAGGAGAGCAGGUCUCCGUCUGAAUCAGAACCGACGGCUUCAGAGUCUGACUCUGGCAAAAACAGCGACAAGGAUUUUACUCCAGAUAAGAAAUCCGGUGGACGAGGAGGAAAGAAAGCCGGUGGCAGAGGGAAGAAGAAGAAAGGUUCUUCUGACUCAGAUUCAGAGUCGGGAUCAGGGUCAGAGAAGAAAAUCGCUGACAGCGACUCUGAGGACGAGAAGCCACGGCCGGCUCUGUCCGGCUCCGAGUCCCAGUCUGGCUCAAAAUCAGAGUCCGAGUCUGAUCCGCCUCCCCGCAAGGGCCCGCAGCCUCGCAAGAAAGAGAAAGCUGCUCCAAAGCCUCGAGCAAGAAAACCCAAACCUGCCCCUGCUAAACGAGCACCGUCAUCAUCCUCCGACAGCGACAGUGACAGUGAGCCGGACCGCAUCAGUGAAUGGAAGAAACGAGAUGAGGAGCGCAGACGAGAGCUUGAGGAGCGGCGGAAAAAGGAGGAGGCUGAGGAGCUCCGCCGGCUACGUGAGAGAGAGAAGGAGGAGGAGGAGAAAAAGAAGAAAGACAAAGAAAAGGGCAAAAAAGAGAGUGAUAGUGACAGCAGUAGCAGCUCGGAUGAAGGUAUAGAGGAGCAUCCGCUGAAGAAGUCCAAGAAACCGCCUCCGCCCCCGAUCCCCGCACCCUCUGACUCUGAUUCUCCACCUCCAGCAGAGAUGAAAAAAUCAUCAAAGAAAGUAGACAAACAGAAGGCAAGAAUAAAGAAGGAGAAGGAAAGAAAAGACAGAAAGGAGAAGGAGCUGAAAGAGAAGAAAGCCAGACAGACGGAGGAGAAGUCCAGAGCGAGGUCUAAACCUGAAAAGCCCAAACGCCGACCAGAGAGGCCGCCCGAGAAGAAAGUGGAAAAGAAAAAAGAGCCAUCACCAGAGGAAAGGCUACAGAAACUCCACACAGACAUUAAAUUUGCACUUAAAGUGGACAACCCAGACAUUGAGCGUUGUCUAAAAGCUCUCGAAGAGCUUGAAGCUGUACCUGUCACCAGCCAGAUUCUCCAUAAAAACGCUGAAGUUAUCGCCACCCUAAAAAAGAUUCGGCGGUAUAAAGCCAGCACUGCAGUCAUGGAGAAGGCCAGCGAGGUCUACAACAAGUUAAAACUUCGCUUCGUGGGAAAACCAGAGCUGGCAGCUAAGCCUAAAAUAGAGAACAAAGAAACAGAGAACGAUGAAAAGCAGUCACAAAACACUGAAUCCACACCCGUGAAUGGGGAAUCGGAGGAGAAAAAAGAGAAUGCAGAGGAGGACGAAAAGCCCAAUUCGCCUCUGAAAGAGGAGAACAAUGACGGCCAAGGUUCAAGUCCAAACAGGCCCAGUUCAGACAGCCCAGCUCCACAACAGACACACACAUAUGAGGAAGAAGACGGUACCGUCUCAGCAGAGCCAGAACCGGCCGCCGUAGAAACCUAAAAGACUCUCUGGAACCACUGGCAGCGGACCAAGCGCUAAAAGACGGUGGCCUCUGCUUGACGAUCAGACGCCGCUCUCGGCUCAGGAGCAUCGCCACACGCACCCAGCAUUUCCUGCAGCACCUGUUACAAAAAUAGAUGAUGCUUUGGACUUUUUUGUGGUACACUGGUAUCAAGUCAGAAAGCCAUCCACUCAGUCUGUUGGUCCAUUGUUUCUCACCGUUAAGUGAAAACUUUCUUUUUAUUGUUAAUGAAUUUCCUCCUCAUUUUGUUCAACUUAAACUCCAGCUCCUGCCUCGUCGUCUGUCUACUUUCAAACUGCCCACAUAUUAAAAAGAAAUCAUCACUUUUUUUAACUUUUUUUUUUUUUUCUUUUUUUUUUUUUCUUUUUUUUUUUUUUUUUUUUAGCUCUCGCAACCAGAAUGAAAUGGAACCAAACUUAUUUUAAACAGAGACCGGGACGACUUGGAGAGAAAUCUUUUUUCUCUUUUUCUCUAAGGACUUUUUGUGUAAACCCUUACAUCUGUUUACUUCCUUUUAUAAAACCUGCCAAACAUCACCAAGGCCUCUUUUCUGUGUGUGGCAUUGCCAGAGUGGUACAGUCCUGUUUAUGAGUCUUCUGUGUUAACUAUUUAAAUAUCUGGUCUAAAUCCAGUUGAUACAGUCUGAAAUGUAAAGAGUCACUAAAAAGCUGUUUUUUUUUAACUGAGGUCCACCUCCUUUUUAAUUGCCUUUGUUUUCAUAGGAUCACAGUUUUGUCUCUAAAAAAUAAUUGCUGUGCAGUUAAGCACCAUACACUCUCCUCUUUAGUGUCUGCUUUCAAUGGAUCAUGAUGAAUAGGGGGGAAAAAAACUGAAAGCUGCCCUCAGAAGCUAUUGAGAUCUCAUGUAGCUGCAGCGUAUUUUGACUUUUUUAUGUGCAUACAUCAUGUGUUUUUAGUGCUAUGUAAAUUGGUAAAGCAUUUCUAUAACGUAGUUGAGACUUGAAUAAAAAUCUCAGCAUGG